CGCGGCGUUGUUGCCGGAAGUGCCUCCCGCAGGAACUUCCGGUGGGACCUUGCAGUAGAAGCCGGAAGUCCAGGCUGAGACGGGGCAGGGAUGGCUCUGUGGCUGCCGCGCUCCCGGGACCUGCGCGCGGGGCAGCAGGAAGACCUCCUCCCCCGGCCAGGCACUCAGGUACAGCCGCUCCUCCGGCAGAGACGCCGAGAGGCUCCUCGGAAGGACUUACUCCCCUUCUCCGAGAGGGGCGCUCGCAGGAACGGGGCAGCGGGGGGUCCGGUUCCUUCCCCUCCCUUGGUCGGUGGCGUCGCUCGAGGCGCCUUGGCGGGCCUGGCCUGGCUGCUGAUCUCUCCUUAUCCCCCCCCCCGACUUCGUCACUUUGGCCGUCUCCCUGGGGCCCCCUGGAGCCUGAGGGUUGCCCCCUGUCCUGGAUAAUACAGGAUUAUUAGAAGCAUGCUGUUGUUAAUCGUGUCCGACUCUUCGUGACCCCAUGGACCAGAGCACGCCAGGCACUCCUGUCUUCCACUGCCUCCCGCAGUUUGGUCAAACUCACGCUGGUAGCUUCGUGAACACUGUCCAACCAUCUCGUCCUCUGUCAUCCCCUUCUCCUUGUGCCCUCCAUCUUUCCCAACAUCAGGGUCUUUUCCAGGGAGUCUUCUCUUCUCAUGAGGUGGCUAAAGUAUUGGAGCCUCAGCUUCUGGAUCUGUCCUUCCAGUGAGCACUCAGGGCUGAUUUCCUUCAGAAUGGAUAGGUUUGAUCUUCUUGCAGUCCAUUGGACUCUCAAGAGUCUCCUCCAGCACCAUAAUUCAAAAGCAUUAGUUCUUCGGCGAUCAGCCUUCUUUAUGGUCCAGCUCUCACUUCCAUACAUCACUACUGGGAAAACCACGGCGUUAACUCUACGGACCUUUGUUGGCAAGGUGAUGUCUCUGCUUUUUAAUUAGAAGCAUAGCUGUCAACUUUUCCCUUUUCUUGCGAGGAAUCCUAUUCAGAAUAAGGAAAUUUCUCUUUUAAAAAGGGAAACGUUGACAGCUAUGAUUAGAAGCUCGGUUCUGCCCUCUCCGGUCCUGGAAGGAUCCUUUUAAAAAGUCCCAUAUGCUCAGAGACUUUGCUCCUUUUCAUUGGGGGAGAUAGGAAGCCCAGAGCACUUGUUCUUUAGAUGUCCCUUUUAUGAAGAGGCACGUAGUGAGACCAUUGAUCCCCUGCUGGUGAGGCUCGCUGACCUACAGGAAAAGCAAAAAUGUGACCUUUGCCUGUUAGGCAAAGAUCAUAAGAUGACCCAUUUGAUCGCCAUAUUCUGUGUACAGAUCUGUAGGCGGAGACCAUCCCCCAACCCAAACUAGUUCGUUAAGAAAAUCCCCAAACUCGGUUCCAUGGGUGACUCUGGAUCAUCUCUCGGUGGUAGCUUAUCUUAAAGUUUUAAGUGUCUAUGCGCUUAUCGUAUUUAUAAAUUUUAAAUUUAUUGUACAUUGUUUUAAAUGUCUGGGAUUGUACCCCCAAGUGUGUUUUAUAAGCUGGUCUCCGACCGUAAUAAAAAAAAUUAUCUACAGGAUUAUUAUUAUUAUUAUUAUGCCGCAUUUCAUUGUGAAAGUGCCACGUCCUGGAGAGUUUUGUCCUGUGUUUCAGGUCUCCUCUCUCUUUCUGUGCUAAGUUGGGGAUCCUCUCCCAAUGCAUGCGUGUGAAAGGUUGUGUGUUUUAAGCUCUGGGCUGCCAAGCACAGGCAGAGUUACAAAUCCAUGGUUGUGUGCAUAAGAGGGGUGGGGGGAGAGAGAGAGAAAUUGCAUCCUGUUAGGCUGUAAUAGAUUGUAAUGGGUUGCUUUGAAGUCGCUUCAGCGCCAGAUGGGCGAAAAAAUGCCCUCCUUUAUUUUGCCAGAACAGAGGUGGCAAAAUGGGAUCUGGUUCUAAAUCCAGCCUGCAGACGGUCCAGGAAUCAGCGUGUUUUUACAUGAGUAGAAUGUGUCCUUUUAUUUAAAAUGCAUCUCUGGUUUAUUUGUGGAGCACAGGAAGUUCAUAUUUAUUUUCAAAAUGUAGUCUGGCCCCCCACAAGGUCUAAGGGACAGUGGACCGGCCCCCUGAUGAAAAAGUUUGCCAACCCCUGAUUUUAACUGUUUACAGUGGUCUUUAAGAUAAGUUAUAAAUUUCCCCCAUUCCUUAUUAAAAUUUCAGUCUUUCUGAUUCUUCCGGUCAUUUUAGCCAUUUCAGCAUGGUACAUCAACUUCAUCUGCCAUUCUUCUCUGGUAGGAACUUUAUCUUCUUUCCAUCUCUGGGCCAAUUGGCCCACCUGCUGUAUUCAUUGAGACCUACAUCAAGUAACCACUAAGGGCUGAAGCCAUGCAGCUGCUUCAUACACGUUUGCUUAGAAAUAAACCCCCGUGUGUUCUUUUGAAUGCAUUCCUAAGUAAGCAUGCCUAGGAUUUCACACUUACCUGGGAGGAACCCCAUUGAACUCAGUGGACUCUGCUGGAUGGUACUGUUUGUUUCAUAGGGCAAUUGGGAGUACUUAAUAUGAACUACUUACCUUUUAGUACAGCCAGUUGUGAAGGAUGAAACCUUCUUUUCUUCUGGCAGUGAAACCAAAGGAAACCAGGCUAACAGAGGUAGGGUGGAAUGACCUGUUACUCCUACACCACUUCAUUCUCAUCCUAUUCCACUCACCUUUAUGCAAUCCCUUGUCUCCUAAGCCUGUCAGGCAACUUAGUACUGGCAUGGAAAUGCAACAGGCUGUCAGAGUGGAGAGAUUGAUCACUCCAAGCCUCUACCCACCAGUCUGCUUUGAAAGAAAGCAUUUGUUUACUAGUGUGUUAAGAGGUAGUAGUAAUAAUAAUAAUUUAUUAUUUGUACCCCGCCCAUCUGUCUGGGGUUCCCCAGCCACUCUGGGCGGCUUCCAACAAAGACCAAAAAUACACUAAAAUGUCACACAUUAAAAACUUGCCUGAACAGGGCUGCCUUCAGAUGUCUUCUGACUGUCAGGUAGUUGUUUAUCUCUUUGACAUCUGGUGGGAGGGUGUUCCACAGGGCGGGCGCUACUACCGAGAAGGCCCUCUGCCUGGUUCCCUGUAGCUUUGCUUCUCACAAUGAGGGAACCGCCAGAAGGCCCUCAGCGCUGGACCUCAGCGUCCAGGCAGAAUGAUGUGGGUGGAGACGCUCCUUCAGGUAUACUGGGCCGAUGCCGUUUAGGGCAUUAAAGGUCAACACCAACACUUUGAAUUGUGCUCGGAAACGUACUGGGAGCCAAUGUAGGUCUUUCAAGACUGGUGUUAUGUGGUCUUGGCGGCCACCCCCAGUCACCAGUCUAGCUGCCGCAUUCUGGAUUAGUUGUAGUUUCCAGUAGCCCCACGUAGAGCGCAUUGCAGUAGUCCAAGCGGGAGAUAACUAGAGCAUGCACCACUCUGGUGACACAGUCUGUGGGCAGGUAGGGUCUCGGCCUGCGUACCAGCUGUAGCUAGUAGACAGCUGCCCUGGAUACAGAAUUGACCUGCACCUCCAUGGACAGCUGUGAGUUGAAAAUGACUCCCAGACUGCGCACCUGGUCCUGCAGGGGCACAGUUACCACAUUCAGGAUCAGGGAGUCCUCCACAUCAGCCCACCCCCUUUCCCCCAAGAACAGUACUUCUGUCUUGUCAGGAUUCAACCUCAAUCCAUUAGCCGCCAUCCAUCCUCCAACCGCCUCCAGACACUCACACAGAACCUUCACCGCCUUCACUGGUUCUGAAUUGAAAGAGAGGUAGAGCUGGGUAUCAUCUGCAUCUGAUAGCUAUGGAGGGGUGGGUUCUUCUUCUCUGUAGUCAGCAGAGAAGUAUAGUCUGCUAUCUUUUUAAAAGCUUAGUAACUUUCGAGGGUUUAUUCACAAAGUUGUUAAUAGCAUCCUUUAACUGCCUUCUUGCUAUUUUUAGUGCAUUUUUAUGUUAAGGUUUCAAUGCUAUUAAUGAUAGUGACCCCAGACCCAAUGAGUGAUAUUUAUUUUGGAAUAAUGUAAAUGUCAUCUCACCCCUGGAAUGAGGAUAGACCUGCGUUUGUGGAGCAGGUUAACGUGAUCAGCUUUGCCAGAACUUUUUAAUGGGUCAAAGCAAAUACAGUGGUACGUCGGGUUAAGUACUUAAUUCAUUCCAGAGGUCCGUUCUUAACCUGAAACUGUUCUUAACCUGAAGCACCACUUUAGCUAAUGGGGCCUCCGGCUGCCGCCGUGCCGCCGGAGCAUGAUUUCUGUUCUCAUCCCGAAGCAAAGUUCUUAACCCGAGGUACUAUUUCUGGGUUAGCGGAGUCUGUAACCUGAAGCGUCUGUAACCCGAGGUACCACUGUAUCGGCCUCAUGCUGCCUCUUAUUUUUAUUUCUGGCAUAUUUCCUGAACUGACCAGCUCUGAGGGCUCUUGGAUUGCCUCACAAUUAAAGAUAAAUGUAUCAAAAUAUAAAACCGUAGAGGCAAGAAAAGACAACAUAAAGCCUUGUAAUUAAGUACAUUUGUUGUAGCUUUAAGCCCCUGAGAAGCACAAUUGCAAUGGAGACCUGCUGUGAGUUGUGAUGGUUGUAUCCAAUUUUGUCCCUGCACAAGUAGAAAAGACUUAAGUGUGUUCAAUAUUAUUAUUAUUUUCUCCUCCUCCAUGCUAUCUUCUGCAUGCCCUCACAAUCUGCUUUGUUUUCUUCCUGCCCUAUAGCUCUCCAGAGCAGAUUUUGAGGGUUGCGUCUGGGAGGAGAAAUAUCCUUGACUGAACAGAAGUACACUUGCCCAGUGUUACAUUCCACCCUGUGUGUUUAUAUGUGGGGAAUGAGGACACAAGGUUGCACAUUUUUCUAGGUCUUUGCUUAGAUACAAAGCACUCCUUUUAUGUAUCUGUUUUGUAUACAGUCCCUUGGGCAAGCAUGCAUUUUAAAAAUACUCUUCAUUCGUCUACACUCUACAGACUGUGUAAAUUCUGUCCGUUUCGCUCCCAAAUAAUCAAAAGGUUUUUUUUCUUAACGCAGAUUUAUGACGGGAUUGAAUUGGCUUGUCAGCAGCAAAAGGAAUUUGUAAAGAGUUCUGUGGAGUGCAAAUGGAAUUUAGCAGAAGCCCAGCAGAAACUUGGCAGUUUAGCGUUGCACAACUCCGAGUCCAUGGACCAGGAAAAUGCCAAAGCACAGACUGAAGCUGCAGAGUUGAAAUGGAGGGAGGAAGAAUGGCGGCGGAAGGAGGAGGUGUUAAGGCAAAAGGAAAGACAGGAGCUGUGGAAUACAGAUGUUGUUAGUAAAGAGGUAUUUAAUAAGGUAUGGAACAAUUCAGAUUGCCUAAAACCAAGACACAGCCACAAAAGAUGCAUAGAAGCUGCAGAGCACUUUUAAAGCAGUUAGGUAACACAUGUUACUACUGUACUGUAUCUCAAUGCUGUCCAAUGCCCACAGUUCUGCCAGUACAGUCAUACCUUGGGUUGCGAACGUGAUCUGUGUGGGAGGCACGUUCGCAACCAGCAGCACCGCGUCUGCACCAGCGCGUGACGCGAUUCUGCACAUGCGCGUGAUGUCAAUUUGUGCUUCUGCACCAGCGCCAAAACCCAGAAGUAACCUGUUCCGGUACUUCCAGGUUCGGCACAGUCUGCAACCCGAAAACACACAACCCGCAGCAUUCGUAACCCGAGGUAUGACUGUAUUAAUUUCAGUUGGUUUAGGCACAUCUAACUCAGUAUAGGAGUGAGCUGCUAAAAGUUCUUGUCCUGCUGCAUCCCAGAAAUCAUCUCGAAGAGUGCUGCUGUGGGUAUUCAGAUUUCAAACAAUGUAUUUCGUAUCAGAGAAGCAGGGUAUGUUUCACAAGUCAACUAAGCUUAGACUACUGUGUGUUAACUUGCCUUGUUCCCAUUGACUUUUCGUUGGCAGACUUAAUACAAACUCCACCCACCUGAGAGCCCCAUUGAAUUCAAUUGGACUCCUGAGUAGGCAUGGUUAGGUUUGCACGGUUGAACUGGCGAAUGAAUGAUUCAAAUUCAGACCAAAGAGUUAAUGAGUAAGCCACUCUGGGAUUUUAAAUAGCACAUGUGCCAGGUCUUUAAAAUUCAAGCUCUUAUGAAAUAAAAGCUGUAAAGACAUUAUGCACAACCUGAACUAGGAGUAAUUUGCAAAGGGUCUGAUUUUCCUCACAACCUGCCCUCCAGAAUAGUUUCUUCUUCGAACUGAGUUAUUUGGGAAACUGCUGAUCAGCUGCUAAAGGCUGCAUUCACACAACACGCAAAUUAAGUCUUCUUGUGGCUGAGCUAAGCUAAAUGUGUUGUCUGAAUCAGGACCUGUAACCCAGAUUUAUUCUUGGCUAUAGCUCACGCUUAACCACAAGUCCUUGUUCAUAUAACACGCUAAGCCAAAUCUUGACUUAGCUUGAUGUGGUGCUAGCAGCAAAGAGGAUUGUGGAGGAGCCGAUGGUUGCCUUAACAUGCCAUGCAAACCAUACCUGUUUGUGAUCUGGAAUGAUCUGUCUUCUGCAACAGAUACUCUUGACAUCUUCCACUGAUAAGUGACUCCUGAACAAUUGCAGCGUUGUAAUAAUUUCUUGCUAAGUAUUGUGAUGGGGUAGAUAAUUAACCAACACUGAAAUUCUGUUUGCCAGAGUUUUAUUAAUCAAAUGAAAAGGAAAGAAACGGAAGAUGAUGCAACAAAAUCAUUCAUGCAAAAACAUGAGCAGAAGAUUAGGCAUUUUGGUAAGCUUAUAUUUGGUUAUUUUUCUUAGCCUCUGUUUAUCAUGAGCUGUAACAUCACACCAGCACUGUAUAUUCACAUUUUAGAAAGUGAAGCAAUUUGCUUUAAGUCCUUAGGAUUCUUGGGCUUGCAUUUUAUAUGGUAGUAGUGCCAUAGUAGUGGGACGCGGGUGGCGCUGUGGAUAAAACCUCAGCGCCUAGGAUUUGCCGAUCGCAUGGUCGGCGGUUCGAAUCCCCGCGGCGGGGUGCGCUCCCGUUGUUCGGUCCCAGCGCCUGCCAACCUAGCAGUUCGAAAGCACCUCCGGGUGCAAGUAGAUAAAUAGGGACCGCUUACCAGUGGGAAGGUAAACGGCGUUCCGUGUGCUGCGCUGGCUCGCCAGAUGCAGCUUGUCACGCUGGCCACGUGACCCGGAAGUGUCUGCGGACAGCGCUGGCUCCCGGCCUAUAGAGUGAGAUGAGCGCACAACCCUAGAGUCUGGCAAGACUGGCGCAUACGGGCAGGGGUACCUUUACCUUUAGUGCCAUCCUUAGGUGACUGAGCUGAACCCUAUGGGAAUCAGACCACUGUUAAAUUCAUAGUUUGGGAGGGGGAGCACAGCAUGGCUAACUUUUAUGGUGAUUUUAUAGACAACUUUGAGCUCAAGUCACAUAAGACCAUUUUUUAAUUUGAAAAAGAACUAUUUUGGUUGCAUCUCAUUGUUUUUCCAGGCAUGUUGAGCAGAUGGCUUGACAGUCAGAGAUUUCUCUCUGAGCACCCAUACCUUGUCUGCGAAGAAACAGCUCAAUACCUCCUUUUAUGGUGCUUCCAUCUAGAAGCUGAACAGGUAUAAUUUACAUGCCAUUCUACUUUGAAAUGGAGAAAGGUGUACAAAUAGAUAGGUUUCUGGUUUUAUCCUUCCAUCUGGUUCUAGACAUCAAGACUGUUCUGAAACCUAGAAUGCUCUGGUGAGGACCGGUAGCCUAUCACUGCAUGUUAAUGUCAUCUUAUCUGCUAGAUUGAACCAUCAAGAAAUCAGCAGAGGGUAAAAUGAAGGUGUAAUAUGACCUCGCAAUCCCUGCACUAAUAAACAUAUCUUCUCUUUCAUUAAUCUGUGGAGGGAAAGAUAUAGUCUCAAAUAAACUACGUGUUGAGAUUUCACAAACAAUAAGUACAUUUUUUUAAGGAGGUCUUUUGCCCUGAACUCACAGCUAGGUUUAUUAUUGUCCUCCUGCAAGCUGUGAACUGGCUUUCUCAAGCAAGCAUCUGCCAAGGAAGUUUUUCAUUUUGAAAUUGCACCAUGAUAGCUGCAGCUCCUCACGGCAUUGACCCACCCUUUGCUUUGCUGCUGCUCUUAAAAGGUGAUGAUUCACCUCCCAUUCAGUUGUGUUAGAUCGUACUUUUAAAAUUAAUGCCAGCCAUGGGGGCACGUGGAGAGGAGAGUGUUCCUGGUGCUACAAAGCCCCAAUAGGCAGCUGCUUGUUUAGCUUUCUCACUCAGCUCAGUGCUAUAGACACACCUUUACUUUAAAAUGUCUUUGUUAACUUGCAAAUUUGGUUCUUUUUGUCUCAUUUGCUUUGUUUGUCACACCCUGAGCUCUUUGGAAGAGUGUGAUUUGAAUGGCUUCCAUAUGGUUCUUCGGUAACACUGGUCAACAACAAAUUUGUUGUCUGCGUUUUUUCAGUUGAUUUAAGACGAAUCUGAUGCGCUGAAUCCAAAAAUCACAUUGGUUUUGCUCAAUCAGGUCAAGUUUUUGAGCUAUGGCCACAUGUCUUUUUUUACGUUUUUGUUCACAUGUUCGCUUGUGUGGAGCAUUUUAGAAGAAGUUGGUGGGGGUAAAAUGCCAUGUUGAAUAAUUGUUUUGAUUGGAAAUGAUUAUUUUAAUGAGAAGAAGUAUUCAAGUCCGAUAGUUCUGGGUGAGUAUGUCGAAAAAGGGAUCAGUUUGAAGUCAUAAAACCUUGAAAUCUUCCAUAAAUUGGUGCGGCAAAGCAUAAAGUUGGGGGGUCAAAACUAAGUCAAUCCUGAUCUUCAAUCAGCACGUCGUCCUGUAGCUCAUUGUGAUGAAAUUCCAGUGCCUAUCUUUGGAGAACUUCCUGACAUUAGUGACGAAGAUGCCUCCAGUGUUGAAGGACAUGAAGAAGAAGUGGUUCUUGAAGAUGAUGCUCCACAUCCAUUUUCCCAAAAGGAGUUGAAUGAUCUAGUUCGCGACCUCAGCUUGUCAAAGGACUCUGCCGAACUGUUGGCAUCCAGAUUGAAGGGGAAAAACCUCCUCUCUGACAGUGCUCGCAUCAGCUUCUUCCGCAACAGGCAUCAAGAGUACCUCCGUUUUUUCUCGGAAGAGAAGGACUUGGUGUACUGUGCAGAUAUUGCGCAGCUUCUGCUCAAGCUUGGAGUGCCACAGUACGAACCCAAAGAUUGGAGACUGUUCAUUGACAGCAGCAAGCGAUCACUGAAAUGUGUUCUGCUACACAACGGCAACCAGUUUGCCUCUAUACCCCUGGCUCACUCGACUACACUGAAGGAGAACUAUGAAGCGGUGAAGUAUGUGCUGGAGAAAAUUGGUUAUGAUCAGCAUAAGUGGUUUAUUUGUGUUGACCUGAAGAUGGUGAACUUUUUGUUGGGACAACAGUCAGGCUUCACCAAGUACCCAUGUUUUCUGUGCAUGUGGGAUAGUAGGGACCGUGCUCAGCAUUACACGAAGGACUGGCCUAUGUGGGAGGAAUUGGUGCCUUGCAAAGAAAGGAACGUCAUCAAUGACCCUCUGGUGGACAGAGACAGAAUACUCUUCCCACCGCUGCACAUCAAGCUCGGCUUAAUCAAGCAGUUCACCAAGGCUUUGGACAAGGAUGGUGACUGCUUCACUUACUUGUGCCAGGCUUUUCCAGGAUUGACCAUGGAGAAGUUGAAAGCUGGCAUCUUUGACAGUCCUCAGAUCCGUCAGCUCAUCAGAGAUCCAGAGUUCAGAAACUCAAUGAACGAAGUGGAACUGGAAGCGUGGAAGGCAUUUGUUCUGGUAGUGAAGAACUUUCUUGGCAACAAUAAGGCCAGAAACUACGCAGAACUUGUCAACAACAUGCUGACUGCUUUCAGAAACCUGGGCUGCAACAUGAGCAUCAAGAUGCACUACCUAUUUUCAAAUCUGGACCGGUUUCCUGAGAACCUGGGUUCAAUGAGUGACGAGCAGGGGGAGAGAUUCCAUCAGGACAUGAAAGAGAUGGAGACCAGGUAUCAGGAUCGCUGGGACGCAGUCAUGAUGGCUGACUACUGUUGGACUCUGAAGAGAGACCUCCCUGCCGCUGAGCAUUCCAGGAGUUCCAAGAAACGGAAGUUCAAGCCCUGAAGUUUGAAAAAUGGUGAAGCAACAUGCAAUUUAUGUGUACUUACCUUUAUCAAUGCCCACCAUUCAGUUUACAGUAAACCUGACCUGAUGGAGAGAAACAGAUGCCAUUUCCUGAUUCAGCAGUGCAAAAAUACCCUAAAUCAGUUGUAGAAAUCUAGACAACAUUCAAAAAGUAAAAAAUUGUUGCCCAGUGUAAUCUACUCCAGCAGUUUAAGAUGCCAAACUUGCUUGGCUUCAGACAAUACCAACCAAACUAUUAUGGGACAACAAAUCAUUUCUGUCUACAAACCUAAGACUUUGCAACUUGAUAAAAGUUUGAUCUACCUAUGGGCCUAUUAAGUUUUUGCUUUACCCCACAUCAAGGGUGGGGAAACCAGCUUUCUAGAAGUUCAUGGCCAUCUCUGACCAUCGGCCAUGCCGGCUGGGGCUGGUGGGAAUUAGGCUGAAGAGCCACAAGUUCCCCAUCCCUGCCCUGUGUGUUUUUAAUAGCAGAUCUUCCUGUACACCUGCUGUGAGCUAAUGGCUUCAGAUACGGUUUAUUUUUAUCUAUAUGUAAAAGUAUGAAUUGCAAAGAGAUUAAAAUGUGUAGGUACCUUGCAUUCCUCCCCACGGACCCUUGGAAAUCUCCCUAUCUCUGAGAACUGACUCUCAAAAGGCUUGUUGUGCGAUGCGUGAGACUCAGCUUUGCAACAAUAAGCCAUAACUAGGGCUGGGAGAUAUAGCUAUAUAUUGUCCAAAACUGGUUGGACGUCCAUAUCAUGAUUUGGUUUCAUAAUUUUUGACCUGGGAAUAUAUUGCAAAUCAUGGUGUGUGGGUGUGUGUGUGCGCGCGCUUUGUAAAAAUCACAAUGUGGGGGAAAUUGCAAAGCCAGCCAAGGCUUCUCUUGAUUCCUGCAGCCCCUGUUGAUUUUGCCAGCUCAGUUCUUCCCUGCCUCCGACAAGAGGCAGCAAAUCACAAGAGCAGGCGCUGGCAAAAAUCACGAUGCAGGAAAACCCGUGAAGCCAGCCAAUGCCUUUGCAUGGCUCCAUCCUUAUUUCAGACAACGUACUGUAUCAGUAUAUUGCGAUGUUCAGCUGGUGAUAUAUUAACGCUGUUGAAAACCAGAUAUCGCCCAGCCCUAGCUAUAACAUAAGCUUAAUUACAGCUAGCCGUGUAUAGCUACACACACACACACACACACACACACACACACACAACCAUGAAGGGGAUAUGUUGUUGGUUCCUUACGUAUUGAUUUCACCUUAUUUUCAGAAAGGCGCUCUGAUGGAACAAGUAGCUCACCAAGCAGUGGUAAUGCAGUUUAUUAUAGAAAUGGCCAAAAGCUGUAACGUGGAUCCACGAGGAUGUUUCCGUCUAUUUUUCCAAAGAGCUAAAGUAAGUUGGGCUUUCUUUGUGUGUGUUUUUUAAUUGUGUUUUAUAAACUAGAAUAAUGUUAUACAAAUAAGUAUAUCAAGUUUUCUCAUGUCAUACGUAUAUCACAAAAAUAGCAUAAUAAAUGUGGGGAAAUAUCUGCAAAAUAUUAGUGGUCAAUGUCUGAGUCCUUGGUUUAUGAAUUGAUUUAAAUAAUUAGGAAGAAGGAGAAGGAGAAGGGGAGAAGAGAGUGGCAGGUGGGGUGGGGUCGGGUGGUUAUGCUUCUAUUAUUCUACUUAGCGGGGUUGUAUGGGUUCUCUUACUCUUCACUUCUUGUAUUUCCUUGGUGGUGAGAGAGGUUUGGUGUGGUUGAUUGUCUUUGGGUAAGUUGGGCUUUCUAUUUAGGGUGGAGCAUGCUGAAUAGUUUUGAAGAAUCCAUUCGAUCCCUAGCAGAAGGUUCGUUUUAGAUGCUAAAAUGCCUAUUCUGGUCUGAUAAUUAAGCUUAUUUAUAACUUUCCUGGCCACAGAAACUUUGGAUGAGAUCCAGCCUAGGGGAUGAGCAAGCACCUGCUCCUACAAAGGGAUUUCCCCUUCCCCUCCUCUUCCGUACAUUCUCCCUCAAAAUCUGCUUUUAAGGGUUGGGGGCAGAUUUGGGAGGCAUGCAGGGGGCUGUGGGGGAGAGGGACAAACUGGAAGUCCCUUUGGGCAAGCAGGCAGAUGUCACUGUAUGUUGCAUUUUUUUUUCUCAGCACAGGGUGAAAAAAACUAUUUAAUUGCUUGUUGUUUGUUUGACAGACGGGAGAAGAAGGCUAUUUGGAGGCUUUUAAAAAUGAACUUGAAGCAUUCAAAUCGAGAGUGAGGUUUUGUUCACAGUCUCAGAACUUUCAAGCUAAUCCUGCUCAGAAUCCUUCGUUUUAUCCUGAUUUCAAUUGUAUAGGAGGGCUUGCAUCCUUUCCACAGGUAAGUCUUAACUUUUUUAUAGUGAAUGGGUAGCUGGCCUAAGAUACUUUUGUCAUCCUUUCCUUUGAGCGCCUUGCUAGAAAAAUGUUUGUUUCCUCUUCCUAACUUAAAAUGGUUUGGGGGAGAGAAGAGGGGGUAAUAUACCUAAAAUAUUAGAAUUUUUUUUCUGUGGGCUGAAAAUGGCAAAACUAGCACUUAUUCAAGGGAAGAGACUUUUGUAUCCAGUGUUUAUAACUGGACUGUACAGUACUGCUUCCAGCUGUUCGCACUCAAAUAGCACCAUCCCACAGGUGUACUGAAUUAAGUUUGGUCCCCAAAUCACAGGCAAGCAGUGUUGCACAUUUGUUGCAUGGGAACGUAGAAUAAGGUUCGUUUUCCAUCUGUCUGUUCUGGGAAUUGUGGCCGUGGAAUGAGCCAUGUGAAACCAGACCCGUCAGUCCUCGUGCAGCUGUUUAAAACCCGUCUACUCAGUUUUCCUGCUUUGGUCUGUGGUUAAUACGGACGCAGGUGGCGCUGCGGUCUAAACCACUGAGCCUCUUGGGCUUGUCAGCGGUUCAAAUCCCUGCGAUGGAGUGAGCUCCUGUUGCUCUGUCCCAGCUCCUGCCAACCUGGCAAUUCAAAAGCACACCAGUGCAAGUAGAUAAAUGGGUACUGCUGUGGUGGGAAGGUAAACGGCAUUUCUGUGUGCUCUGGUUUCCUUCACGGUGUCCCAUUGUGCCAGAAGUGGUUUAGUCUUUCUAGCCACAUGACCCGGAAAGCUGUCUGUGGACAAAUGCCAGCUCCCUCGGUCUGAAAGCGAGAUCAGUGCCGCAACCCCAUAGUCGCCUAUGACUGGACUUAACCAUCCAGGGGUCCUUUACCUUAAUACAGAUGCUUUGGAGUCAAGUUGGGGGUGAUGUCUUUCCUGGCUUCAGCAGACUGACAUUUCUAGGUUAUGAAUACUUACUACAUAGCUUACUGGUUCAUUAUAUGUAUGCAUUUUCUGCACUCAGAAUGGUACAUAGGGUCAUCCCGUCCCCCGUUUAUCCUCAUAACUUCCUCAUCAGGUAAAUGUAGCUGAGAGAUAGUGACUCAUCCAGUGAACUUUGUGUCUGAACAGAGAUUUGAACUUGGAUCAUCCUGAUCUAAGACCUAUAGCACAUAUGCCCCUGUUUCUAUUUUUCCAGUCCAUGGAGUGAUUCAGUUCAGUUUUAACUUUCCAGCCACCAUCUGUCUGUCCCCACUCAGCCCCCGGUUCAUGUUAGCCAUCGUCCCACGCAUAAACUUUCCGGUAGCCAAUAUGAAACUAUUGGAUGAAGUGGCUCUCAUCAGAUUCUUGAGGAUUUCCUCAGAUUACUUGCUUUGAAGAUGUAUGCAGUAAGUCUCAGCCUUCCCUGGACGUUGCUGUUGCUUCUUACCCUGUCCAUGUUUCUUAAUCGGUGCAAGGCCGGCUCUGAUUUCUGCAUCAAAAGAACGGUUUUGUAGCCUUGCACGAAGCUCCUGGUUUACCUCUGGGCAGUGGCUAGUAAUUGCUCAGAAGACAAAAACAGGGAGACUGUUGGUAUACUAUGAGACUGGAUGGCGACUAUACUACGGUUGAAUGUUGCAAAAUAAACUGUUCACAACCCUGCAGGUGAUUAGGAGGCAGGAAGUUUUCUGCGACUCAAACCAGAGUUUUGUGUCUAGUUCCUGUCUUCAGCUGACUUGUUUCUUGUUCUCUUCUUGGUUACAGAAUGCAGAUUCACUUCAGGGCUGCAGUUUGAACUCAGUGGUACACAGAGACGAAGACGAACCUAAAAUGAUGGAUACAGUAUAGUAUUCCUAAGACUGAGCCCAAGUUCUCUUAUUAGCAAAAAGAAGAAUGUGGCAAAUUUCCUAGACUUAUUUUUAUGGGUACUGCACUUUAUUUUGAGUGUUUGUUUUUGGGAGAGAGGGUAUUCCAGAAACACACUUGUCUUUUUGUUGGAAAAUGUGCUGCUAUGUUUUGGGGGGUUUUUUAGGAGAGGGGGAUUAUUGUGUGUUACUGAAUGUGAAACUGGAUGUUUUUCUGCUACUACUAAACCUUGCCUUUUUAAUUUUAGGAAUCCGAGUUUGGAAAAAAAUCUGCACGGUUGCAAUGUUUACAAUUGAUUGAUUCUAAAAGGAAUCUGCUUUAAUCUUAUUAGGAAUACCCUUGUCUCCCUUGGGAUACUAAAAAUCACUGUAAAGCAUUCUGUUGCUUGCAAUGGUUGAUGCUCAGAUCUGAUUUUAUCAUGAAUAGCAAUAUAUCAGUGGUUGCUAUCAACUUUGCAGAUCUGAAUGGCUCAGAUAAAAGCACUGGCCUUUUAACUCUGUUACAGGGAUUGUUUUUGGGGAAAAAGACCUUUUAAUAUUUUGUUUUGCCACUUUUAUGUCUUGAUGUGUAAGUGGCCACAAUUUCUUAUAAUGAAAUUAUAAAACAGUAUUUUCUAGAGACACACUCAUGAAAAAAACCUUCUUUCCUUGACAGAACUGGCUAAAACUAUCAGCCAUUAGUGAGAGAGGAGAAGACAAAUCAAUACUAAUUGGCUGCCUUUGUACCUAAAAAAAAAAAAAGUAUAUUAUUCUGUGAUGAUGUCUUUAAAAUGAGCAUUUAAGGGCAUUCAGGUGCCAAACUGAUUUGACCUUGUUUUCAGUUAAGUGUUGUGAGUGUGGCACUUAAAAUCUAUUUUGGAAGGGUAGCUGUGCGUCAGGGCAUGUCGUCAGUUGGCAGUUUUAAAACCAAAACAUCUCCAAUGAUGUUGUCAGUGUAGGCUGAGCUCUGUUCUCUUUCCCCUGUGUUUUGUUUGUGAAACCCAAAGUAUAUAAAACCACUAGAGGUGGGCGAUAUUUCGAUUCAGCAUCUGAAACCGGUAUGAAGUUCAGAUCGCGACACCGGUUCUGGACUUUCAGAGCUGGCAAGACAUCGCUCCCAUCCGCCUUCACUGUGCCGGUUGUGGCUGAGGAGCCAUGAUGUAUCGCCAGCUCAAAUUGCGUGCUCACCCGCCUGCGCAUUUGCCCUCACCCAAGCAAGCAGGGCAGGCUGCGUCUUUCCUCCUGGAUAGUCGCUCCUCCUGCGACAAACCGGGAGGCAAGAGGCGCCUGCCCCACUUCCUCGGGCAAAGGCAAAACGCGCAGGCAGGCGGAGCACCUUCUCGGCUCCCUGUCCUGAGGCCGGGGCUGGGUUGUAGAGGGAGGGAGGGAGUGGGCAAGAGUCCCUUUGCCCGAGCAAGUGGGCAGCCUCCUUCCAUUCCUCCUGGUCGCUCCUCCCUCCCUUCACAGCCCAGUUGCAUUUUCAGCCUUCUUCAGUGUUAUUUCAGACAUCGUGAUAUAUCACGACAUCAGGGUAUAUCACGAUGUUGAAAACCAGAUAUCGCCCAGCCCUAAAAACCACCAUUUCUCAUCCAGUUAUCACACACUGCUUCCACUUAGCCAAACCAGGGAUGUAGGUCUGUGUGUUGAAAACAUGAACGUGCUGCUAGCUUUUUCUACCAGUGCACAGCCAUGUUUACUAAGUGCGUCUUAAUCAGCGAAGCACCUUGGGUUGCAUCAGUCCCAGAAUCAGGAAGGUACUGUAGAAUCUGAUACGAUAAGUUCUUUCGUUUGACUCUGCUCCCUUGCUCUGCCUAAUAAGUAGAGGAAAAGUAUACAAGGCUAUAGCUAAGUUCCUAAGAAACAAGAUACAUGCAAGGGGCAGCCUUCCAUGUGCACAAUGGGGAUUGUGUCUGUUGUCUGUCCACUGUCAGGGGGACAAACUGCUUUUUCCACAAAACAGCGGUUCUCCUGGCAUUCCCGUAAUUCUUUGGCUCUUGGCCUACAUGUGGAACAUAAUUCCCUCCUCUAACAUUUUCUGGUUAAAUAUAAAUCACUCCCUUCCACUGUGGCUGGACUUUGCAGUUAAAAGGAAAUGAAGGUCGCUUGUUUCCUUGGACAUGAUUAUUGUCAAGCCCAAUAUACAACUGGAGAAGUCUGAGAGGCUAGUUGAGAUUGUGAGAUGUGAUGAGAGAGAAUCAUGAAUGCAGCUAUUUUACUUUUGGUGUGGGUGGGUGUAAACAAUGUUAGACUCCUGGAUGCCUCGAACAAAAGGGAUGGUGGUCAAGAAUACAUGAGUUUCUAGGGACUGCAUAGUAACACUUGAGUGCUUGCAUGUAAAAGCUUCUUCCAUGUAAAAGAUGGUGUUUUGAAUAGUAAUUCCCUUGAAUAAUCUUGUUGUAUAUAUGAAAUAAAAAAUUAUUCAAUUGUAUAUUGGAAAAAUUAUGAAUCCCAGAGACCAGGGAAUAUUUUGGGCAGAAGCAGAAAACUUUCAGCAAGGGACUAAAGAUGCUAGAAUUUAUUAUUCUGUUGCCUAUGGAACCAGUGUAAAAGACAAAAGCAGAUGGGCCUUGAUAAUAUUAGGUUCUACGCUACGCAGUGUUAACCGCCUGCUUGAGCAGUAGAAAUCCACUUGUGAAACUAGACUUCGGAUUUCUCUCCUCCCUCCUAUUUGCCUCCCAAUCUGCUCUGGAGAGUUCCCAAACUAUUGUGAUGGGGACAAUAUUUGGCAUUGGGUAUAAAAGCUAAAGGGACAGACAUUAACUGUGAUGUAAAGUUAUGUAAUUUUACCUUCGAAUCAUAGAAUUGUUGAGUUGGAAGGGUCCCCGAGGGUCAUCUAGUCCAACCCCAUGUGAUGCAGGAAUCUCAGUUAAAUCAUACAUGACAGAUGGCCAUGCAACCUCCAAGGAAGGAGAGUCCAUCACCUCUUGUGGGAAUCUGUUCCACUGUCAAACAACUCUGACUGUCAGAAAGCUCUUCCUGAUGUUUAGUCGGAAUCUCCUUUCUUGUAACUUGAAUCCAUUGGUUCAGGUCCUUGCUUCCAGGACAGGAGAAAACAAACUCGCUCUAUCUUCUAUGUGGCAGCCCUUACGAGAGCCAUCUUCAAAUAUCUUAUCUCCUCUCAGUCUCUUCAUCCCAGGCUAAACAUACCCUCCCAACCGUUCCUCAUAAGGCUCGGUUUCCAGACCCUUGAUCAUCUUGGUUGCCCUCCUUGGCACAUCUUCCAGCUUGUCAACAUCCUUCUUAAAUUGUGUUGCCCAGAACUAGAUGCAAUAUUCCAGGUGUGGUCUGACCAAGGCAGAAUAGAAUGGUACUGUUACUUCCCUUGAUCUGGACACUCAACUUCUGUUGAUGCAGCCUAGAAUAGCAUUAGCUUUUUUGCUGCUGCUUCACAUGGUUGGCUCAGAUUAAGCCUGUGGUCCACCAAGACCCCUAGAUCCUUUUCUCAUGUACUACUGGCAAACCAGGUGUUCCUUAACUGAUAUGUGUGCAGCUGGUUUUUUCCUGCCUAAGUAUAGAACCUUAUUGUGAGCCAAGCACAUCUGCUUUGCAAUCUUUGCUCACUUUCAGAGGGUUGGGGUUGCAUUUCUCCUUUGGAAGCUUCAUGGGUGCCAUUUUUCCUCAGCAAUGCAGUACUUUUAAUCCUAGGUGCAGUGCAUUCUGGAAUCAAGUCCUGAUUAAGACUACUACCAACUGCACAAGGAUAUGUCUGGCUUUAAGUUAGUUUCCGAAAUGAAAUUGCAUAGAAGAUAAACAAACAAAAUACAUAAGAUUACAAACGAGGUGGAAAUAAUAUGUGACCAAAUGCAAGACUUCUGUAGAACUCUUGAUGAAACUGAGAUUUGUUCAGAAAUGGAGAGCAAUGUGGAUUUUGCGAAACUCGCUUGUUCAGUAAAAGGCACAGGGGGGAUAACAGAUCCCUGUGGAAUCUUUCUAAAGUUGUCUUUCGCUAAGCAGGGAAUGGAGCAAUCCAUUACUAGCGCAUAAUUUUUAAAUGUUCCCAUGGCAUAAAUGUGUUGAGUUCUUGGACAGGAUACUGAUUAUACUGCUAGCAUGAUCACUGUGGCUUUCUGUGCUCUGCCUUGGUCUCUCGGUGAAUUCAUUGAACAAUAAUUCUCACUGAGUCUUUUCCACAAGGAAUACCCAGCAGAAGUGAGAGAAUCUGCAUACCAUACAGAGUCUGGGUAGCAUGGAACUCACCACCCCAUGUCUCUUCCUUUACUCUUCCUGUAUGACUUUUUCUGUAAAUUGCGCUUGACUUGAAAACGAUCAGAAGUUUGCCAGUGUUUCAAGCACGUGCGUCAGUCAGCAAGGCUUCCACAUUGCACUUUCCUGGGAUUUCUAGUGGUAUCGUAGUUCCAAGUGUCAAAUGGGGUGGGAAAUAUGGGAGAAAUACAUUCGUUUGUAUUAACAUCGCCAAUUCCAAACUUAGGUGUUCAUUGAAACCAAGACAGCUUCUUUAGAAGCGUGCUUAGCAUUCCUGUCUUAGGGCUGUUUUAUGCACAAGCCAACUUGGAUUCGUCGUCGAGUGCACUCAAAAAGCUCCAGAUAUCAUUACUUCUUGACAAAUGUUGGGGCACGGGGCAUGGUACAUGGGCAGGCUAAUACGUUUCUGUUGCAAUCAGCUGAAAACAGGAUCAUAGCUUCAAACAAAAAGUGUGAAACGGCCCUCAAGCAACAGUAUUCUGGCCUUCUCUCAACAUUCAAGAAUCAGUAGAAAAGAUUGGGCCAAGUUAAAAUAGGUGGUGGUCUUUGAUCUGACCCCGCCACCACUAUUCUAUGUAAACGGGAAUCGAAUGUAUAUUUGGCCACAUUUUAGUUUUCUCACAAUACUGUUGAGACAGGGGUUGUAAAUACUUUGAUGCUAGAGGGGCAAAAGCAUCACAUGGGUGAAACCGGACAUAUUGUACCCAACCUUCCUCAUUUGAAAAACAGAAAUAGGACACUCGUCGUUAAAGUAAGCUGCAGUUCUGCUUUCAUUCGUCCAAAGCAAGUUUUAUUAAGUGGUACAGCAAAACCUCUUUAACAUUUUUCCAGUGGUCUGUGGAAGGUUUGACAAGCCCUGCUCUAGGCAAUACAGUUUGGCUUUGUAACGUCUUUAAUGAAGCAGCUAACUCGAAAGCCUUAAUAGGAGAAUAAUGCGACAAAAUAUUGCUUCACAGUAAGACUGUCUCGUCCGAGUUUUGAAAAUAAAACACAACUUGCUGUUAAUAAAGUGUAGUUUUGCUG
Messenger RNA from Podarcis lilfordi (Lilford's wall lizard), 19283 nucleotides. The record is from the annotation of a GenBank genome assembly. Lineage: Eukaryota; Metazoa; Chordata; Lepidosauria; Squamata; Lacertidae.